GUGUUGGUGUUGUUGUGAAUUUAUUUGAAGUAAAAUAACUUUUACCUUUAGUUUGGGGUUUCGACAGAAGAAUAUUAAAAUGAAAAUAACUAUAGUAAUAUUUCCAAUUUUAGCAUUUACUUUCUUAGAGUUUUGCUCAUGUACGUUAUCACCACCUUCGGAAAAGAAGGGACAAAAGGGGGUGAAAUCCCAGGAGGGUCCAAGAAAAUACAAUGUUUUGGAUCGAAAGUUAGUGGUUGAAAACCCCCCGGUCAAGGAUGUUAUUAAAUUCCAUUCCACGUAUCACCAAGACGUGACGACGCGCAACUUCAAUAAUCUUGUUUUGGGUUAUGUGACUCCGUGGAACAGCAAAGGUUAUGAUGUCGCCAAGACAUGGGGAAGAAAGUUCGCCUACAUUUCGCCGGUGUGGCUCCAGAUCCGGAGGCAGAGCGCCAACAUCUACAUCACAUCGGGUCUGCAUGACGUGGACCACGCAUGGAUGAAGAAUGUCAAGGAAAAGGGACCCAAAAUUUUACCCAGACUGCUAUUUGAAAACUGGCAGCCUUCCGACCUGAAGGCUUUCUUCAUGGAGCCGUCGGCCCAGACGGAGCAGAAGGCUUUCAUCAAGGAAGUGAAGAAGGUGUGCAAGCAGUGGAAGUUUGACGGUGUGGUGCUGGAGAUGCUGUCACAGAUUGGCAAAUACGUUGAUAAAUCUGUCAAGUUCAUUCAGCAGUUUGGACUUGAAAUGUCUGAAGAUGACUAUUCAACCAUCAUAGUGUACCCACCAUUCAGAGGUUACCCGACCGAUGAGUUCUUCAUCCAGGCCUUUGAUGAAAUAUAUCCUUAUGUCACUGCUGUUUCUGUGAUGACAUAUGAUUACUCCAGUCCCCAGAAACCAGGUCCAAAUGCACCAAUACACUGGAUGAAGUUGUGCAUAGAAAAGCUAAUAGAUGGCGACACAAACCCAGCGAAGCCGUCCAAAGUGUUGCUUGGGUUGAAUUUCUAUGGAAACUCCUACACUGCCAAUGGGGGCGGGCCCAUUGUGGGCACGGAAUACAUUGAACUUCUCAAGAAUGCCAAGACCAAUCAGGCUUUGCAGUAUAAUAAUAAUACUGCAGAGAAUUAUAUUGAAAUAAGGACAUCACAAGGUGCAAAGAAGGUAUUCUUUCCCACUCUAUAUUCUAUACAAAAACGACUGGAGCUAGCCAAAGAGUUUGGCACAGGAAUAGCUAUAUGGGAGCUAGGACAGGGCUUAGACUAUUUCUAUGAUCUCUUUUAAUGAACUCAAUUAUGUUAUGUUUGCAAUAAAAUAUAAAUUUUAUAUUUCGUUUUGCCUUGAGGGCCUAAUACAUAGUUUCUAGGAACGAUUUCGGAUAUAAAAGCUGGGAAAAUAGGUGUGAUUGACCAAGAAAGAUGUUAAUUGAAAUAAAACUUAUUGCACUCUUAUAAAUCAAUUAUAUAUUAUUCAUAAUCUCACCUGUCUACUACUACAAUUUACAAUAUAAUACAUAUUUUAACAGUCACUUGAUGUAUAAAAUAAAAAAACACGGAAGUUAACUAUUUUUCAGAAAAAACGUUGCCAAAAAGUUGUAAAAUAAAAUCAAUAACUUCGAUUA
This is a messenger RNA of Plutella xylostella (diamondback moth), 1595 nucleotides long. RefSeq names its product chitinase domain-containing protein 1. Gene Ontology annotation, biological process: carbohydrate metabolic process. Gene Ontology annotation, molecular function: oligosaccharide binding; chitin binding. NCBI's taxonomy places the organism in Eukaryota, Metazoa, Arthropoda, Insecta, Lepidoptera, Plutellidae. Gene Ontology annotation, cellular component: endomembrane system. The record is from RefSeq and is a predicted model, not a curated record.